CAGCCCAAGUCAAUAUUCUCAGAUAUAAUACUACCUACCAGAAUACUCAUGCAUCUGCCCAAUCCAAUAAGAUUUCUAGUAAUAAAAAACAAUCUAAACUUACACUAAUCAAUACCACUAAUACAAACAUGCAGGUACCAGAAUCUCCAUCAACU
Molecule: messenger RNA, 155 nt
Organism: Racocetra persica
Lineage: Eukaryota; Fungi; Glomeromycota; Glomeromycetes; Diversisporales; Gigasporaceae
Source: the annotation of a GenBank genome assembly